GUAAGGGGGAAUCCCAUUCUAUAUAUAUAUAUACAUAGGCACAAACAGGACAGAAGCCGGAGCCCUGCACCCCCCAGGCCAUGGGUACCAGAGAGCACCUAGCACUGUUCGGGCCACCCAUGCUGGCACUGACACUCUCCCUCCUGGCUGGUGUAUGGAGUAUGGAGAUCACAGUGCCAGGCACAGUAUAUGCCCUGAACGGCUCAGACAUCAAAUUGCCCUGUUCCUUCACAUCCUGCUACAAGGUGGACAACAAAAAAUUCUCCAUGAACUGGACGUACAAAAGCUGUUAUAACUGCACUGAGGAUACGCUCGUAAGAUUUGACAAAAAGAUUAUUCUUUUAAACCCGGAUAAUUUUCAAAACCGAGUGGUGUUUUCAGGGAAUGCAACUAAAAAUGACUUGUCUAUUAUUAUCCAUGAUGUCCAACUAGAAGACAAAGGGAUCUAUAACUGCACCGUACUGAAUCCCCCUGAUCGGCACAAGGGUUCUGGGAUAAUAAAUCUGGAGGUGCUUACAGAAGUUCCUCCAGAGAGAGACUCCACAGUUGCAGUUCUGGUUGGUGCAUCAGUCGGAGGGUUUUUGGCUAUCGUGAUACUCAUAUUAGUUGUUGUUAAAUGUGUCAUAAGAAGAAAGCAGCAAAAUCUCAACUCAGAGGAUCAAAAAACAGAAGAGGAAGCAAAGACUGAUGGAGAAGGAAACACGCCAGGAGAACUUAAAGCCUCCAUUCCUGAGGUUCCAUGACGCAUUGUUUGACUUCAGAAGCUAAUAAUCUGCUGCUGUUCCUGAAACACGAUAAUGCUUCUAUUAUAAUUAUAUUCUGAUAUCAAUAAUCAGUGUUUAUUUGACUCAGAACUUCAUAAGUGUAUUUUUAGGGAGCUCAUCUUCUGUGUGAGAGCCUUUCUCCUUUGUUUGUGUGUGUUACUGGUAUUGUAAGAGAGACCCUCUAUUCUAUGUAUAUGUGUGUUACCGGUAGCGUUAGGAAGACCCUCUUCUGUAUGUGUGUUACUGGCAGAGUAAGGUAGACUCUCGUGUGUGUUACUGACAGGGUAAUAGAGAAGCUCAUCCCUGUAUGUGUGUGUUACUGGCUCAGUAAAAGAGACCCUCUCCUAUAUGUAUAUGUUUGUAUUUGAGAUACUGACAAAGUGAAGGGGCCCCUUUUCCCUGUGUAUGUGUGUGAGAGAGACAUUAACGGACGUGAGAUUCCCUCUCCUUUGUGUGUGACACUGACAGACUGAUGAAACUAAUUCCCUGCAUGUGUUACACUGACAGAUUGAGUGCGAGCGGACAUAAUAGUGCGAGCGGACAUAAUACGAUGUAGCGUACCAUGUCCGCUGCACAUCGAUAAAUGCCGACAACAUACACUGUCUGCAUUUAUCAUUGCACCAGCAGUUCUUGUGAACUGCUGGUGCAAUGCCGCCCCUGCAGAUUCGUGGCCAAUCGGCUGCUAGCAGGGGGUGUCAAUCAACCCGAUCGUAUUCGAUCGGGUUGAUUUUUGUAUGCGGCCUCAGAGCAGACAGACAAGUUAUGGAGAGACCGCUGCUUCAUAACGUCUAUUUCCGGGAGCCUUAAGGCUCGCAUCGAAACGGUUCAUCAAGCUCCAUACGGCGCUUGAUAAAUCGGCCCCCAAAUCUCUACUUUGUGUAUGACAGACUAACAAAGCAACUUGUCUGUGCAUGUGUAUGGUUUAGAGAGAAAGACAACGUGUGUGCAUGUGAGUCCCUCUCCUGUGUAUGUAACGCUGACAGAUCGAGCUCUUUAACACUUUCACUGCCAGUGCUCUUUUACAAUACACCUUUUCUGAAGACAGUAUUUAUUCAUUUUUGCACCAAGAUUUGUCUUAUUCAAGUGAAACUGCUAUGUUUGUUGUUCUGGAUUCUUAUAAAAAUUGAUAAAUCUGUAUAUAUCAUGCUAGUUUGGUCAUUUGAGACUGAUAAGGUUUAUAAAAAACUAUAUUAUUAUAAUGUAAACUAUUUAAUACUCUUCAAAAAGUGGACUUUAGACAUUACAAUUCCAUUUUAAAGGGACAUGAAACCCAUUUUUUUUCUUUCAUGAUAUAGAAAGAGCAAGCAAUUUUAAACAACUUUCUAAUUUACUUCUAUUAUCUAAUUUGUUUUAUUCUCUUGAUAUUCUUUGCUGAAAAGCAUAUCUAGAUAGGCUCAGUAUCUGUUGAUUGGUUGCUGCACUUAGAAGCCUCAUGUGAUUGGCUCACCCAUGUGCAUUGCUUUUUCUUCAACUGAGGAUAUCUAAAAAAUUAAGCAAAAUAAAUAAUAGAAGUAAAUUGGAUUGUUGUUUAAAUUUGUAUUCUCUUUCUGAAUCAUGAAAGAAAAAUUUUGGGUUUAGUGUCCCUUUAAUUAUUUUCUGUGUAUAUAUUUACUGCAUGCACUAAGCAGGGGUUAUACGGGUUUUCAUGUAAAUGGAAAGAAAGAGGUACAAAGAUGACUGCCUUAAAAUGGGGAAAUGAGAGGACAUAAUACAUUUCUUUAGUUUGGUUUCUGCUGAUACAGAUGGUAAAUAAAGAAAAUAUUAUUGAAAAAGA
This is a messenger RNA of Bombina bombina (fire-bellied toad), 2538 nucleotides long. It is a transcript of the gene SCN2B, whose product is annotated as sodium voltage-gated channel beta subunit 2. The transcript has 5 exons. The coding region runs from base 81 to 743 and encodes 220 amino acids. Gene Ontology annotation, cellular component: membrane. Lineage: Eukaryota; Metazoa; Chordata; Amphibia; Anura; Bombinatoridae. The record is from RefSeq and is a predicted model, not a curated record.